Orussus abietinus is the source of this 5156-nucleotide messenger RNA. Its product is annotated as slit homolog 3 protein-like. Gene Ontology annotation, molecular function: protein binding. Lineage: Eukaryota; Metazoa; Arthropoda; Insecta; Hymenoptera; Orussidae. The transcript has 5 exons. Gene Ontology annotation, cellular component: extracellular matrix. Bases 1 to 4224 code for a protein of 1407 amino acids. The record is from RefSeq and is a predicted model, not a curated record.
AUGUCCAUUUCGACGGCGCAGUUUUCUGCCAAUCGUCGCACGUGGUGGGUCGGCGUCCUGAGCGUCCUGGGCGUCCUGACGCCGCCGGCCGUUCGAGCUCAGGGUGCGGAAUGUCCGCCCCCGGAAGCCAUCCCGGGAUGUCCCUGUUACAAUUUCGAGGACGGCCUGUUCCUGGAGUGCGCUGGCGCGACCGAUGCGACCCUCAGGACCACGCUCCUGGGAGUCCUGAGUGCCGGAGGUUCAGGAACGGUGGUUCAGUCGUUGAGCGUGUACGAGCUGGACAAGGGAAUAGAGGAACUGAAGGCCGAGGCCUUCCCGGUGGGAAGUCAAAUUCGACACCUGCAGGUGUCCCACUCGUCCCUGAAGGAGGUGAGCGAGGACGCCUUCGUUAACCUGAAGGAGAGCCUGGAAUCGCUGGCGCUGGUCUCGGGUCGGCUGACGCAGGUGCCCCAGAAGUCGCUGGCCGACCUGCACAAGCUGGCCGCCCUCGACCUGGAAGCGAACCUGAUCCAGGACCUCUCCUCGUACUGCUUCUACGGGCUCAAAUUGAUCAAGCUGAGCCUGAAGGGAAACCAGAUAUCCAAGAUCUCGGAGUACGCGUUCGCCGGCCUCGAAGAUAGUCUGAGCGACCUCGACCUGGCCGAGAACAAGCUGAAGAACUUCCCAAUGGCGCCUCUGAGGAGGCUGGAAAGUUUGGCGUCGCUCAGGCUAGCUUGGAACGAGAUAUCGAUGCUGCCCAACGACGGCUACUCCGUCCUGGGAUCGUUGCUGAUCCUGGACCUGAGCAGCAACAACUUCGACCAGCUCACGGAGGACUGCUUCAGGCCUUGCCCCAUUCUGCACACCCUUUCUCUCUACUACAACGCCAUCGAAACCGUGCACAAGGACUCGUUCGUCUCUUUGAAGGACCUCGAGUCGAUCGAUCUCAGCCACAACAAGAUCGUCUUCCUGGACGUGGCGACUUUCCGGGGCAACGAGCGACUGAGGACGAUAGAGCUCAGCCACAACCACAUCCACUACAUAGGCGGGGUGUUCGCGAGGCUGCCCGAAUUGCGAGAACUCUACCUAGCCGAGAACAACAUCCUGGAGAUCCCAGGAGACGCGUUCACCGGCAGCGUCAGCUUGGCCGUAAUAUACCUGCAACAAAACGCGAUCAGGAGGAUAGAUGCCAGGGGCCUGACCACCCUGACCCAAUUAACCCAAUUACAUUUGAGCAUGAACUACAUCGAGAGAGUUCCCAAGGAGUUCCUGGAACACUGCGAGGCGCUCUCGUCGUUAUCCCUCGAUGGCAAUAAGAUCAAGGAACUGCAGCCAGGAACUUUUGACCGGCUUCAUCAGCUGAGAGAGCUGCGCCUGCAGGACAACCGCAUCGCCGCCGUCAGGAGGGGAGUCUUUUCUCCCCUUCAGGCGCUGCUGGAGUUGCACUUGCAAAAUAACGCCAUCGCCGAUAUGGAGACCGGGGCUUUGCGGACCCUGAACAGUCUGCAGCACGUCAAUCUUCAGGGGAACCUGCUAUCGGUGCUCGGCGACGUCUUCCAGCUCUCCGCUCCGGAGGCGUCGUCUUCGUCGCCGUCCGCUUCCGGAGGAAGCUCCCUGGUCUCCAUUCAGCUCGACAGCAACGGAUUGGAGGUGCUGCACAACGACUCCCUGAGAGGACAGGCGUCCGUCAGGAUCAUGUGGCUGGGGCACAACAAACUGACCCAUCUGCAGGCCCCGCUCUUCAGGGACCUCCUCCUGGUGGAACGCCUCUACUUGACGAACAACUCCAUCUCCCGGAUAGAGGACGCCGCCUUCCAGUCCAUGCAAGCCCUCAAGUUCCUGGAGCUGAGCAUGAACAAGUUGGGCCACGUCACGGGGAGAACCUUCUCCGAUCUGAACGAACUGGAAGAGCUCCAUCUUCGGGAUAAUGGACUUCGGAGGCUGGAUCCGUACGCGUUCACGGCCCUGAAGAAGCUGCGCGUCCUGGAUCUGGCGAACAACCUGCUGACCGUCAUUCGGGAUACGAUGUUCAAGGAAGACCUGCCGAUCAGGACCCUGAACCUGAAGAACUGCUCCAUCUCCAGCGUGGAACCUAGCGCCUUCGAUGGCCUCGGUGGUCUUCUGGACCUCAACCUGGAGGACAACUUUUUGAACGCAUCGGCUUUAGGCCAUUUUCGAGUGUCCGGUCUUCGCAUCCUCGCGGCAUCCGGGAACAACUUCAGCCAGGUGGACCGACGCAGCCUGAAUGGAUUGCCGUCUCUUCAGGAACUCUCCCUGGUGAACGCCAGGAUCCUUCAGCUGCCGGAAACCGUGUUCGCCCUGAACAGGAACCUAGCGCGCCUCCACCUGAGCGACAACCUGUUAAGUUCCCUGCCACAAGGAAUCUUUGAGGGGCUGAUGUCUCUCCGGGAGAUUCGGCUCGAUCGGAACAGAUUUACCGGUCUACCGUAUCCAGCGUUAUCCGGGGCGUCGAAUUUGGAGAUCUUGUCCUUAGCUGGCAAUGCGAUCGUCACCGUGGAUGCCGCCAGUCUGGGAAGUCUGAGAUAUCUGCGCGAACUGGACCUGGCCCACAACAAGAUCGAGACCAUGUCGGGCUUCGCGACUGCGAAUUUAUCCAGGCUCCUCUCGGUGGACCUCAGUCACAACCACCUGAGCGCUUUGCCUGCCAACUUCUUCGCCCAUUCCUCGAUGCUGCGCCGAGUCGACCUGUCCGAAAACAAAUUCCGCCAGAUACCUGCAGUGGCAUUGUCAGGGCAGAACCUGCCGGGCCUGGCUUGGCUGAACCUGACUCGGAACCCGCUGCAUCGAAUCCAUGACCUACCUUCCGAGGCGAUGUACCCCAUCCUGCAAGAGGUCCAUAUAUCAGGAACGAACUUGAGCAUCGUCACGUCGCAGGAUUUCGAGGCAUUCCCGGCACUUUUGCACCUGUACCUGGGCCAGAACUGUAUACUGAGAGUCUCUCCGGGAGCAUUCCGUAGCUUACCGAACUUACUUACCCUCCACCUGGGCAUGAAUAGUCUGGAAAUUCUGCCGAAGGAGAGGCUCCAGGGGAUGGAGCACCUCCGCGUAUUGAACCUUACGCACAACCGACUGAAGGAACUCGAGGAGUUCCCCGCGGACCUCAAGUCGUUGCAGAUCCUCGACCUGUCCUACAACCAAAUAGGCAUUGUCGGCAAAGUCACUUUUAAGAAUCUAAUCAGCUUGGUGGAGCUCCACCUCUACGGGAACUGGAUCAACGCCAUAUCCAGCGAAGCGUUCAAGCCUUUGAAGAAACUCCGGCUGUUGGACCUCAGCAGGAACUACUUGGAGAAUUUGCCCCUCAAUGCAUUCAGACCGCUGGAGACGCAAAUACGGAGUCUGAGGGCCGAGGAAAACCCUCUGCAUUGCGGCUGCGAGUCCCAGGAACUGUGGGAGUGGCUGCGGGAUCAUCAGAAGCUGGUCGGCGGGGUUGGCCGAGGUGUCGGGGUCGGAGAAGUCCAGGGUGGACUUCUGAGGUGCGAGCAGCCCCCCGAGCUCCGAGGACUGGUCUUCCUCGACCUGGAUCCCCACGCUUUCUGCUCCGCUCCUUUGGUACUUAAACUAGCCAUUCAGGACAUUCAACCCUUCUCCGUCCUCGUGUCCUGGCAGAGCAGGAACCACUCCGGGCUGCACGGGUACCAAGUGGCCUACCACGCCCUGGACAACGUCGACGAGGUCCGAGGGAAGCUGCUGGAUCCGAAGGCGAGGUCUCUGAAGCUGACGAAGCUGGUCCCGGGAACACGAUAUCUGAUCUGCGUGCUGGGCCUGGGGAACUGGGGCACUCCCAUCCCCGAUGACGUCAACGGCUGGCAGUGGAACGCCUCGCACGACGACGUGAUCGAGGGCUCCGCCUUGCCGGUAAUGGUUAACUCCCCCAUGAGCAGAUGCACCGAGGUGACGACCCUGGACUCGCCGGACUCGGUGGACAGCGACGGCGCCAUCGGCGACAGGGGCGGCUUGGCGAGCAUCCUGACCAGGAGGCUGGGCCUCAUCGUGGGCAGCUGCAUGGGCUUCGUCGUCUUCGUCGUCCUGAUCUCGGUCCUGGGCUACAUGAAGAUGAAGAAGCAGAGGGCGGCCGUCAAGCGAGAGCAACCUCUGGCCCCGAACCCUCCGGAGUACAUGUCCUACAGGCACUUCUCCUUGCAGAGCGGAGACCGUCCCGACAACACCUGUCCCAGCUUCAUCGGCAACAUCGGCCCCAUAGGUACCACCACCUUGAACUCGUAGCAUAAGCUCCAACGGGGCAAGGCAUCCCGUUCGGAAAGCGAACACGACGUGGAAAUGAGAAGCGUAUCCACGUGCACGGGCAUCUUCGGAUAAAGCCGUUCCUCGACGGACCGGACAGAGAUUACGACGCGAUCGUCCGGACCUGCAGUGUCACCGAGAGGGGACGUCGCGAUAGGGACGCUGCCGAGAUAUGCAGGGACCUCGGAACGAAUCGAGCCGAAGAGAUACGACGUACCUAGACACCUGGUCCCCGUUCCCCGCUGACGUCUCCCCGAGGAAGGACGAAAAAUCGCGAUCGCACGUAACGAGGUGCAACGAACGAUAAUCGUAACGCAAGGAUCUGGACCUGGACCAAGGGCGUCUGCAUCCAUAUUCCUGCGGUCACUGUUUCCCAGGAAGGGAUCCUUGGAAUCGAGCGCAAGUAAGAGGGAAUACGUAAGCAUUGUCAUUUCCUUUUGACGAAUAAACGCGAAGAUAAUGUUAUCUGGACAGCGACUUCUGUGACGAAUUGUGUACCGAACAACGAUCCCCAAGACCUCCUGACUUUGCACACAUCGAAGAAGUGGACGAUGCAUCGACUGGCGGUGCAUCCGGAGAAAUUAAACAGGUAUAUACCUCGAAGAGAGUACGAGAUUAGCGAGUUAUCGCAGUCGAGACACGUAGGGUCCGGAAGCUGACUUAGUAGGCCUAUCUCGGUAGAAUUUCUCUAGGUGUAGCGAACCACGCGCGCGUCUCGCUCGAAGACUGAUUUUUUAAUCGUUUUUGGUAGAACAUUGAGGUCGGUGUAAUAUAGACAGUACUCUGUAAAUACCUCCGAAUGUUAGUGGGUAAAAAGUAAGCGCGUUCACGCGCCGCGAAGCAAUAUUACUCUGGUGUAUAGAUAGAGAAUCCUGUAUCGCACCUUGUUUCGUUUGGCGAGCCCUUUUCUAAAG